Molecule: messenger RNA, 5224 nt
Organism: Paramuricea clavata
Lineage: Eukaryota; Metazoa; Cnidaria; Anthozoa; Malacalcyonacea; Plexauridae
Source: the annotation of a GenBank genome assembly
AUGAAUUCAACAAAAUCAGAGAUUAGCAUGGAAGAGUUAAUAGCACUUGGUAGUCACGUCGGAGGAAAUAUACCGGAGGACAGCGCUGAGUUCGAGAGAGAAGUGCAGGACUUCAUAGAGAUCCCUCACCCGAUAAGGUCUAGGAUAGAUGAGGAUCCCAUAGUGAUAAGACCUCGCGAAAGUUCGUGAGUAGUGCACCGAAAAGGAAAAAGGGAACCGCACCACAAUGGAAAUACUCAGAGCGUCAAAGGGAAGUGGCCGAGUUGAUAGCCCUAGCCUAUGACAGACUGAGAGGAACACUAGGAGUGCCGGAGUUCUCAGGUGGUACAGCGAAGACCGACUCAGGGAUCAUCCAGAGGGAAGUAGAAAAGAUAAAGUCGGAGCGGGACCCAGUGGUACCGAAGAAGAGAGGCAGACCUCCUAAGGCCAAGGUAGAGGGAGAACCUAAGAUACCGAAGAAGAGAGGCAGACCACCAAAGGCUAAGGUAGACGGAGAACCCAAGAUACCAAAGAAGAGAGGCAGACCUCCAAAGGCCAAGGUUGAGGAAGAACCCAAGAUACCUAAGAAGAGGGGUAGGCCACCGAAGACAGUUGAACCAAAGAAGACGAUCUCCGAACCCAAGAGAGAGACUGUAGCUGAAAGGCUAUUAAGACAAAAGACAGCUGAACCCAAGAGACCAAGUGUAGCGGAUAAGUUCAAAGCGCAGAAACUGGUGAGACCCACAAUACUCGCAUACAGUGUGGUAACAAAGGUGGGGCCGGGUAGGUACAACAUAGAGGUGAACCUAAACAGAGAGAAACCCCCGAGGCCCACUAGGAAGGCACCUGACAUACCAGAGGGUGUAAGUCCAUGGAGACCAGUACCGAAGCCGAGGACAGUGUUCCCUAGGGAGAGGCCCAUACCGAAGCGUAUGGGUUUGUGCGACUUAUAUAUUGAUAGGUUAUACAUUCAGUCUAUACAUAAAUGUAUGUGAUAUCCACUAAAACUAAGGGACAAUAAAUUUAACAUAUAGUUACGUUUCUGGUAUUUACUGCAUAUAUUUAAAAUAUCAAGUGACAACUAUAUGAAUGUGAAUUAUGCAUUUUGACACACGUUUUCCAGGUGUGGUAAAUCAAUGUGUAAUUUUUCUCAGUGUCAUACAUAACGGUGUACCACCACCAAUGCACUAAGACUGUGAUAAUAUCCCCAGUUAUAGGUGUAAUACAAACCAAUGAAAUGGACUUGAAAGAACGUGUGUUGCUUAGUAUUCUAACCUACUUCAGGCAAUAUUUAGCGCGAUAAUUUUAAAAUAUUCCACGGUGUACCAUUUUAACCCUACAAAAGGUUAUAUAGACUAUAUAUAUAUAUAUAUAUAUAUAUAUAUAUAUAUAUAUAUAUAUAUAUAUAUAUAUAUAUAUAUAUAUAUAUAUAUAUAUAUAUAUUCUUAUAUGUUCACGGCUCACGCUGUACCGUGGUACACCGUCAAUGCGCAUGCGCUAUUAAUUAUACGACAAUAACAAAAUCGGAUUAGUCAUUUAGCGCGGCGGUCACGCAAUAUAUUUUCAGUCAACAGCUAAGCGUUUGUCUGUCUAACAACACAAACAGGGCCGUAGCUAAGCAUGCAUAGUUGGGGGAGGGGGGGUGUAGGCCAAAAAUAUCCGAAUGACGAAAAAAAUUUCCGAAUAUUUCAUGGCAUACGAAGCCACGAAGGUGUUUUCUAUCCGGAAAAUGAAAACGCAAUUUACAAACAAAAAUACUCGUAUUUUAUACUCGUAUUUUACGCACAGGCAUAUUACAGAAGCGUGCAGUUCGGUAGGAAGUUCUUUUUGAUAAGGGGGUGGCGAGGGCCGAAGGCCCGAGGAAAUUUUUAAAUUUAGAGUCUCUGAAAUGCCACUUCGUGGACUUUGGGGGAAGUUUUGACAGAAUUCUGAUGGUCAGAAAACAGAGUUUUAGCACGUCAAAAUUUACAAUUAAUUUGCUUACAAUUUAGAAGAACUAAAUGGGCGAAAGCGUAUAUGGGUAAUAUGAUUUUUUGCGGUUUGUCAUGGGUAUAAUGUAGCCGCUUCAAAUUAAUCAAUUGUCAGUAUUUUAAAGAUAUAUUGAGGGCUGCCCCCUCCCCCCCCCCCGUUGCUACGGUCCUGGGAAGUAAUAAACCAAAAAACAUUUUACCGAGUCUACGAUUUGUUAAAUGUUACCAUGUAAAUGCCGUGAUUUUGUAAAUCAGUUUAUGAUACUGACAAUACAAUAUAUUUUAUAAUAUUUUCUCUGUUUAAACAACUAAAAUUUUGUUAUACUAUUACUGCCGUAAUUUUCCGAAUGACCAACCCGAUUUUCCGAAUAUGUUAAUUCUAAAAAAGUUGGGGGGGGGUUAACCCUCCCCCCCAAUACCCCCUUCGCUACGGCCCUGAACACAAAUAAAUAUGGAUUAACGUAUUUUAGAAUAUUCUUACUGUAAAAUAGUUGGUAUAUACACUACUAAGUACAUUGACAAGCUAUCGAAGCAUAGCAUUGCACGAGGGUCAGUUAUAUUACCUUGUCGACCAUAUGGUAUUUAAUUUGCUUCUUGAAUUUGAAAGAUACAGACAAUCCCGGACAAAACAUCUGCGACACUUCCAAUUACUUGACAAUAUUAUCGCAAAUUUAGAAAACCUCCCCCUUUCCCCCACCAUUCAAUCUUGAUUGCAUUCGUAGAAUACGAAUAAAACGUCCAACAUUGUUUUGGGGGGUGGAGGGGGCAAACGAGUAAAUUAUUCCGCUCUAACUGGUAAAAAAAGCCAUAAAGCAAUGUUUUACUGUCGCAGAUGGUUUUGUCCAGGAUUGUAGCUCGAGCGAGUCGACUCGCUGCGAGUGCUUUCAUCCAGCUACAAUGCUUGACAGUUUAUUUCAAUUUAUAGUGCAAGCACUCGCAGCAAGCUUGCUGGUUUUGCGAUGAGUAGAACUUCUUGUCGAUGGCUUUUUUUGUAUACAUGCGUAGUCGAAACAGUUAUGACUUGUGAGGAAAUUGAAAUAUUUUUGAGUUAUGAAUUAGUACUGUCAUGUAAUUUUUCGUGCCAAGAUCAGGAGAUGCAAUCAGGCCCGGAGCUACGGGGGGGUGUGGGGGUGUGUGACACCCCCCCAGUAAUUGUAUUUAGUCGGCAGGACUGCUAUUCAGUCGGUAGGACUGCUAUUCAGUCGGUAGAACUGCUACUUGGGUUAAAUAUUUUUGGCGCAAAGGGCAAGAACGUGGUGGUAAUUUUAGGAAAAUUUUGAGGAAAAAUGUAAAAAUUUUGGAAAAAAUGUUAAAAAAUGUUGAAAAUUUGCUAUGUGCGAAAAAUUUUUGAAUGUUCCGGAAAAAUUUUGUACGUCCGGAAAAAUUUUUUUGGACCCCUAAAAUGGUACACUGACCGAAAUUUUUUUGGCGACGGGGGGGGGAUGUCGCCGAAAAAAUUUUGUUCCGGAAAAAUUUUUUGAACCAGUCGGUUGAAUUGAAUUACACCCCCCCUGAAGAAUUUCCUGAGGACGGCCCUGGAUGCAAUUUCGUGCAAGCGCGACCUCAGAACCUGGGUAAUCGUUUUCGUUCGUUUUACUCCUUACAAUGGAGACAAUUACAGUACAAUGCGUUGUAUAAUUACGAUAUGCGAGUCGUCUUGCCUCCCGGCUAUGGCUAUGGCUAUGCUUCCCUGUGACUGUGUAUAUCCUUGGCAUUCGGCUUGCCCUUUUGGUCAUUUACUCAUUUUGGAGAAUGAAAAUACUCGCUGUGAAUAUUUGAACAAACCAUAGUAAACCAUAUUAACUAUGAACAAACAGACAGUUGCUCUGUAGCAUAUUUAUAUAUGGGCAUAUAAAUAUGAGUAUUUCUUAAUUUACUUACGCCAACCCAGCUUGACUUCUGAUUGGGUUUUGUCUUCUUCUAGUGACGCUGAAUCGUAUGAUCUGAAUGAUCUCUUCACGUCUGGCAUGUCUGCUUUGCAUGCUGUGCACGUGGACUUCACAUGUCUUGCCCGAAGCAGUAUGCCACUGCCCACGUGUACGAUUUGUCGCCCAAUCAGAUUGCGAAUUUAUAAUCGCGAGUUGCUAGAAUACCGGCGAAUAUACGCCGCUAGCUUCAUUCACAUGUUGAGAUAGAAGCUGAGUUGGACUUUGUUCAGAAAAUUUACUCGAGAAAUUCAUGGCUGCUGUCGACUGCAUGCCUGACAAGGUUUGUGUGGCUAUAGAUUAUUAUAUUUACCUGGUUCAAAGAAGCAGAAGUUAUCAAUUUGUUAUACGUUUGUUUAUAUUCUUAUCAAGGAUGAGGAGUUAGCGGCAGUGUGUGCUCCAGCUGAUGAUGGCGAUCAUGUUAUCAAUGAAAAGGCAGCUGACCCAUGGGAACUGCCAGAGUUUACUCAUACAACGAUUCCAUGGAGAGGUAUUGGAAAAUAUCAUUAUUAUUGUUAAUUUAAAUUUUUCCACAGUAAUGAAUCGAAGCUGUCAGCUGUGCAGUACAAUUUAGAUAGAUUUGUACAAAUGUUUAUAGUUUUAUUAAAAAUGGCGCAUUUUUUGUAUAAAUACUAUUUUCAGAGUUAUCAACUCGCGGGAAAGUGAAGCGUGUCACCAUUGGAGUUGUGAAAUUUGCCUUGCUGACUGGCUUAAUCUAUCUAUUUAUUUGCUCGCUAACUUUCCUCAGUUCAGCGUUUCGUUUGCUGGGUGGCAAAACCGCCGGUGAAGUUUUCUCGUCGGAUAGUUUGCUUGUCAAUCCUUUGGCUGCUCUGGUUAUUGGCAUUCUUGUGACGGUUGUAUUUCAAAGUUCAUCAACAACGACCUCGAUCGUCGUGGCUAUGGUUUCCUCAGGAAGUAAGUAUCAAAAUAAACAUAUAAAAAAUACCGUUAAUACUUCAGUGCCAUACCGGUAUUUCGUAAUCUCGUUUUAUAUGACAAGCACACACGUGCGAUUUUCUAUUCCUACAGCCUGCAUAUUCAUUUUAUAUUUGAAAAUCCAAAUUAUACGGUCUGAUGUAUGAUCGGAAUUCCGUUUUAAAAUUGCCUGCUUCGUAUGACGCGAGAUGGUCUAAUAUUAACCAGCCCAAGAGGUUUGAUACUACAGUUGUACAAAUAUAUUGUUGUGAAAUCAAAUAUUGUGCAAUUUUUUAAAGUUAAUAUUUAACAUUGUGUGUUGUAAUUGGUCGAUGAUCAUCUAUUUUCAAUUGUUUUAGCUCAGCGCAUGUUGUUUUCAAAUAUAAAUUUAUUGUUGAUACUCAUUCCCUUGAUUUGGCUGCUGAAAUUACUUAG